This is a messenger RNA of Bolinopsis microptera, 3762 nucleotides long. RefSeq lists its product as uncharacterized. Lineage: Eukaryota; Metazoa; Ctenophora; Tentaculata; Lobata; Bolinopsidae. The record is from RefSeq and is a predicted model, not a curated record. The transcript is spliced from 13 exons. Bases 1 to 3705 code for a protein of 1234 amino acids.
AUGCUUUCUGUCCUGAUACACCCUGUAGUUCUUGAUGAAGUGGCUGGGCCGUCUAAUAUUGACACCGCUAUCCCGAGAAAAAGGAGGAAACUGGUGGCAUCUUGUAGGAACUGUGGAUUUCUGGCUGACAACGAGGAUGAACUUGAAAGUCACCAGUGUACUGAAGAAUUGAGAGAAUCUCAAGAUCCCUCAACUCAAGAUCCCUCAACUCAAUCUCAAGAACCCUCCUCUGAAGGAAAUGAUCAACAGAAUGCUGCGGAUGAAACGUUAAAAUCUAAGAACCGGCAUAAAAAGACUAAAUGCAACGACUGUGGUUCAGUUAUGCGUGCUGAUAACUUAAAAGGACAUGCCAGCAAGUGUAAAAUUCGCUGUAAAGACUGUGGAAAGCGAGUGCCUCCGGCCGAAUUUAAGGAUCAUAAGGAGAUUCAUGAAUGGAAUCUUAGGAACAGUUUCCCGGAGUCAUCUGCCUCCUUAUCACAAAAUGCAGAUGACGAAGAUUUAGACCAGGGCGAAUUUAACGACAUCUAUGAGGAAAAUUCCAGUGACAAGGCUAGCUUUAUUCGGAAAUUAGAAAGUGUGGAUCUGAUUACAGCGAUAUCCAGACCCAACAGUCAAUGGACCAUCGCUAAAGUCACAAAUGCUACAUUUUUCGUCUACAAGCUCACAGGAACUCCUAUUGGGUCACCAGUUGAACUUCCAGCACAUCUUGCCAACAACAAAGGUUUGAUAAGUUUAACUAAAAGGAAGGGAAAGGCUUACAACGACAAGUUGUGUUUCUUCCGAAGUCUUAGUCUUCACAUGGGGCUGCCCCUUGAUGGACUGGAAGGGAAAGCAAAAGAGCUGAAAAACUUGUAUUGUGAAAAAGCUUCUAUCAAGGAGUUUGAAGGUGUCACCUUGGAUCAACUAGAGGAGAUAUCGCGCAUCUUCAAAGUUGCAAUAAAUGUUUAUGAACAGGAUGAAAAGAGGAACACCGAUUUGAUAUUUAGAACCAUCACGGAGUCUAACAAUCCUCUGAACCUUAACCUGUACGGCGAGCACUUUUCUUUUAUCAAGAACUUAGCCAUUUACUCACAGUCCUAUAGGUGUUCAAAGUGUGAUAAGAUAUGGUCUAGCUCGGGAAACUUCCAUAGACAUGUUCGGAAUUGUGAAGCAGGUGUUAAACACAAAUACGGCACCGGUACAUUUGAGCUCCGACCCACUGUUUUUGAGGCUCUUGAGGAGGAGGGAGUGUUCGUGCCACUUGAACUUCGACCAUUUCCAUUCAUGGCCACUUAUGACAUUGAAUGUAUGUUAAAGAAGGAAGUAGAUAUCAACGACACAGCCAAAAUAAACUAUACGUCUAAACAUGAGCUUGCGUCUGUUUCGGUAUGUAGUAAUGUACCUGGAUUUACCUCUCCGAAGUGUUUCAUCUUGCCUUGUGAGGGAGGUCAAAAGCAGCUUGCGAAGAAGUUUGUUGAUUACCUCAUGAAAAUCAGUGAAACUUCAUCUGCAAUUCUACGUGAAAGGUACUCGAAGUAUCUUGAUCAGAUAAGCUCAGAGAGGACACUUCAAAGAUUUGAAGAGCAUAUAACACAGUUGCCUGUGCUAUCGUUUAACGGUGCCAGUUAUGAUUUGAGAAUCUUAAAAGAGUUUAUUAUCCCUGUUAUCAUUGAUCUAGACUCACUUAAGUUUGUCAUAAAGAAAAGUACAAGUUACAUGGCAAUAGUGACUGAAGAGCUGCGUUUUCUUGAUGUAAUGUAUUACAUCGCACCUUCGUUUAACUAUUCUCAGUUCCUUCACGCCUACGGUGCUAACGCUCAGAAGGGUUUCUUUCCAUAUGAUUGUUCCUGGCUUGCGUUCAAAACUUUGAAACCUGAUGAAAAUUUUCUCCUAUUCAAUAAAAGAAACGCAGAUCUGGUAGAACUUUUCAGAGGAAAUAAUGUUGGUGGCCCUGCCAUCAUUUUCGAUAGAUAUCAGGAAGCAGGUGUCACAAAUAUCAGACAUAACAACGAAGGAAAGCAGUGUAAGAGAAUUUUGGGUUAUGAUGCAAACGCGCUGUACCUCUGGUGUAUGCAGCAACAAAUGCCUUGUGGUAUGUUUCUUCGAAGAAAACGGGAGGAUCUAUUCGAGAAGAAAUAUCCCAAACCUCAUUCUGCUGUGUGUGGUGAAUGGAUGGGUUAUCUUGAAACAACACGAGGGAUUGAUAUACAACAUGCACGCAAUGGGACUGAAUUUAGAGUAGGGAGCAGAAAAAUACCGGUGGAUGGUUAUUGCAGAGAAUCAAAGACUGUAUUUCAAUUCCACGGAUGCUUCUUCCACGGGUGUCUUUCCUGUUUUAAGUCUCCACAACACAACCGUGAAGAAUCUCGUAACGGUUGGAGAUCCUUUGACGAUCGCUAUAAGGCCACUGGAGAGGUAUCUGACUACAUUACUGAUGAGGGGUAUCGAUUAGAGGUGAUUUGGGAGUGCGAAUGGAAAGAUCUGAAGAAAACUGUCGAAUUCAAAAACAAAUACUUGUAUCCGGGAGAGUCGAAUGUUUACAUGAGAGAGUCCCAGAUACUAGCUAUGGUGAUGGACGGCAGCAUGUUUGGUGUAGUUGAAGUGGAUAUUGAGGUUCCGGAAGGAUUGAAAGAUCAUUUCACUGAGAUGACACCAAUCUUCAAAAACACAACUAUAUCCUUAUCAGACAUUGGAGUUUACAUGACGGAUCAUUUGGCUAAAUCCAAACAGAAUUUCCGCGAUCGGAGAUGUUUAAUUGGAUCUAUGUUUGGAACCAAAAUUCUCUUGAUAACUCCACUCCUGAUUUGGUAUGUAAAGCAUGGACUCAAAGUGACGAAGAUAUACCAGGUCAUCCAAUUCGAUCCGAAGGAGUGCUUCAAACGAUUCGGAGAUGAAGUGUCUGACGACCGAAGAGCUGGUGACGCUGACAUCAGUAAAAAGAUCAUUGGUGAUACAUCAAAGCUUAUAGGUAACAGUGUGUAUAGACAUUCGAUCAUGGACAAAUCGAAGCACACUGCGGUUAAGUUUUGUGGAAUCGAGAAAGCGUCAAAAGCUAUCAACGAUCCCUUCUUCAGUUCAUUUGAGGAGUGUGGUGAAGAAACGUUCGAGAUAACGCUGAAAAAGAAGUCUAUCAAACACGACCUACCGAUCCAGUUAGGCUUCUUUGUAUAUCAGUAUGCUAAGAUGCGAAUGCUUAGCUUUUACUACGAUGUUGUCGAUCGAUUCGUUGACAGACAAGACUACUGUGUUUUAGAGAUGGAUACAGACAGUUUGUAUCUUGCUGUCAGUGGAAUGGAUUUAGACAGUGUUGUAAAGCCUGAAAUGACACAAGAAUGGGAGGAAGCUAAAAAGAAGUGGUUUCCACGGAUUGACAGCAAAUCCAAUGCGGCAUACGAUCUAAGGACCCCAGGAUUGUUCAAGAUGGAAUGGGAAGGUGACGGGUUUGUCGGCUUGGCUGCCAAAACUUAUUACUGCUUCCAUAACAACUCUCCCGACAAGGAUAAACAUAGUGCAAAGGGUAUCAACAGACAUUUUCGCCUGAGCAAAGAAGAUUAUUUGAAGGUUCUCAACAAAGACCCGAAACAAGAAUUACAAGUAAACAAGGGAUUCAUUGUCAAAGGACAAAGCAUGUACACAUACGAACUCACCAAAAAGGGCCUCGAUCAUUUAUAUGUCAAGAGGAAGGUUUUAGAUAACGGUAUUAGCACGACUUAUUUAGAUAUUUGAGGUGGUGUGUGAUCAUCGACUAAUUGAGAUGAAAAAUUGCCACGGUUUUAUUUUAUU